This is a messenger RNA of Python bivittatus (Burmese python), 2413 nucleotides long. The record is from RefSeq and is a predicted model, not a curated record. Lineage: Eukaryota; Metazoa; Chordata; Lepidosauria; Squamata; Pythonidae.
GAAAAAACAGCAGCGGGAGAAGGAAGGUGAAGAAGAAAGGACACACGCGCAGACUGGGCUGCUCAGAAGAGACGCCAGGGGAGGGGAAAGAAAAGUUUACACCCUCUGAAGCUGCGCGGUCUCUCUCCCACCCACCUCUUCCAGCGGCGGCGGCGGCGGCGGCAGUGGCGCUGCAGGCGCAGACGGGAGUUUUACCUGGAAUGACAUAAGUUGGUUGAUUUCCGCCCUCUUUUUUUUAAACAACAAUUUUAAACAUCGGCUGGAUCCAACGCCCGAUCCUCUCUCCCCGACGCCUUCCAGCCGCGGCCGGCGAUGUGACAGCCAGGGACAGCCCUUCAGCCGGUCCUCCUUGCGGAGAGCUGUCACCCAGGAGGCUCGACCAAGUGGACUUCUGCGUUUCCAGCUGACCGCCCGAGGGAAGCUCGGAGGAUUGCUUUUUUAUCUUUUAGCCUCCGCCUCGGGAGUCCGCUGCAAGCUCCUUCCCGGGCUUGUCCGUUUCCUUCAGGAUUUAACCCCAGAUUUCCUCCGGAUCCACCUUCGUUGCUACUCUUUCCUAAUCGGCCGCUUUCUGGAGCGGACCCGGAGGGACUUGCUCCUCUGGCCAUUGCACGUCGAAACGGAGGUAUAAAAAUGAAGAUAUGGAGACCAAAGGCUAUCGCAGUUAUUCAGAAAGCCUAGAUAUGGAGAGACGCUGGAGUCAAGGUUCACAAUCUAUGGACUACACUCCUGCAGGAGCAGAAGAGCAGUCUGAAGAGAGUAAUAACUAUAUGGAGAUCGUAAAUGUGAGCUGUGUUUCUGGUGCUUUUCCAAAUGCCAGUUCUCAAGGAAGCAACAAAGAAAAACCUGAGAUAAUUUCUUGUCUUCAGCCAGAUCAUAGUCAGCCUGGUAUUUUAACCUCUGACAUAAAAACUGAGUUAGACUCCAAGGAACUUUCUGCAACGGUAGCUGAAUCAAUGGGUUUAUACAUGGAUUCUGUAAGAGAUGCUGAUUUUACCUAUGAUCAGCAAAGUCAACAAGGAAGCUUAACUUCUGGAAAGAUGUAUCAAAAUGUUGAGCAACUAGUAAAACUAUAUAAGGAGAAUGGCCAUCAUACCUCUCCCUUGAACACCCCAAGUAGGUCCUUGAGACCUCUAAUAUCAGACUGUUCAAGCUCUGUGAAUGGUGGUAUUGUGCCAUCUAUCAUCAAAAGUCCUAGAGUGUGUCAAGAGAAGAAUCCUUCUGAUUGUAGUCCUCAAAGCAUGACUCCCUCAGUAUGCAGCCCUCCUGGAAUUAGUUCUGUAUCCUCAACUACUCCUACUAACUUUGCAAAUUUCACCGUAAAUAGUCCAGUAAACCAGGGAACACCUUUGCCAUGCUCACCCAACAUUGAAAACCGAGGUUCAAUGUUGCACAGUCCUCCACAUACUAGCAAUGUGGGAUCUCCUCUUUCUAGUCCUAUAAGUAGCAUGAAAUCGCCUAUUUCAAGCCCUCCUAGUCACUGUAGUGUGAAAUCUCCAGUUUCAAGUCCUAAUAACAUUACAAUGAGAUCCUCAGUAUCCAGUCCUGCAAAUAUGAACUCAAGGUGCUCUAUUGCCAGCCCUUCCAAUGCCAACAAUAGAUCCACUCUUUCUAGUCCUGCAGUAAGCACUGUGGGAUCUUCAAUGUGUAGUCCUGUAAAUGGUGCAGUUACUUUUCCUGUAUCUAGUACAUCAGUUGGACCUGGUGCAGCUCAAGACAUGGUUCCUAGUCCAGAUUCAAAAGAGAAUAAAGGUGCUUCAGAAAUUCUAUUUCCUAAAAUAGAGGAAAUAGAAAAUGCCAUCCCUACCAGUGAAGUAGCUAAUCAGAUUAAUAUUGCUCAGUUUAUAAAACCUGAACCAGAAGGGAUAUUUAGUAGCUCAUGUCUUGGAGAAAAUAACAAAAUCAAUUCCGAUUCUCCAUUUUCAGUAUCGAUAAAGCAAGAAUCGGCUAAACAUUCUUGUUCUGGUGCUUCUUUUAAAGGGAAUCACACUGCAAAUCCCUUUCCAUUUAUGGAUGGAUCAUAUUUUUCUUUCAUGGAUGAUAAAGACUACUAUUCUCUUUCUGGGAUUUUAGGACCACCUGUUUCAUCAUUUGAUGGCACAUGUGAAGCUAGUGGGUUUCCAAAUUCAGGUCUAUCCAUAGGAAUUAAACAGGAGCCUGAGGAGAACAACUACUAUCAAGAAAGUACUCUACCAUCUUCUGCCAUUGUUGGGGUGAAUUCAGGUGGACAAUCAUUUCACUAUAGGAUUGGCGCUCAAGGCAGAAUAGCUUUAUCACGGCCUGUUGGUAGAGAGCAGUCUUUUCAGCAUAUGAGCUCAUUUCCUCUAGUGGAGUCAUGGAAGUCACAUUCUGAAUUGUCUGGAAGAAGAAAUGAUGGGUAUCCAGUUCUAGAAUACAUUCCAGAAAAUGUGUCAAG